AUGUCCCCUACCAGCAAGACUUCCUUGAAAGAUAAGUACGCUGUGGCUGGCAACUUAAGAAACCUCGGUUACCGCAGCCAAAACGAUUCCGAUGAACAAGGGCAAUGGCGGACUUUGAAGAACGUGGUUUAUCCAAGGUCAUACAUAUAUCCAAAAGAUAACAUAGCUAUUUUGUGGACUCACAAGCCUUUUAUCUACAAUAGUUUCGUUGACUUCAUUCCCAUCGCUAAAAAGGGUAAAGACUACGUUGAAGAAUGUCUAGUGUCAGGUUUUGGGCGGAUUUCCAAAAAGGAGCUGUCUGAAAAACUUCUAGUGGCAUAUCUGCAACUAAUUCCUUAUAGGGCAUGCAUCAUAAAGUAUGCAGGAAGAAAUAUGCGCAAUUUUAUCUGCACUUCCGACCUAGUGACUUACGUUAGCAAGGGUGACUAUGGUGGCCCCCUCGUAUGCUAUAACACGGGCGAUCCCAACGAAGUUGAAGGAAAGGGCAUACUGUUCUUCAUGUUUACAUUUUAUUUAUAUUUUACUUUUAUUUUGAUAAAUCUUUUAGACGUGUCUGUUAGUAAAAGUGAUAAUGAAUCGGACCUCCAUUUGAAUGACUUUGUGCCACGUGUUGUCAAUGGCAGGCCAGCCAAACUGGGUGAUGUACCAUAUCAGAUAGCAUUUAAGAUGUUGGUCAAAAGGACACGCAUAUACGCCACGUUCUGCGGGGGCGUGAUCACCUCUCCAACUAAACUGCUUUCAGCAGCUCAUUGCUUCACGCGGGAUCAGAAUGUUUGUUUUAAAAUGUGUGGCAUAGGCGUAAAGAAGAAUUCCUUGGUGAAUAAGUACGCCGUGGCUGGCAACCUAAGAAACCGCGGUUACCGCAGUCAAAUUGAUUCCGAUGAAGAAGGUCAAUGGCGGACUUUGAAGGACGUUGUGUAUCCAAGGACUUAUAGAUUUCCAAGAGAUGACAUAGCUAUUUUGUGGACUCACAGGCCUUUUAUCUACAAUAGUUACGUUGAUUUCAUACCGAUUGCUUCGAUAAAUACCGACUACAUCGGAGAAUGUCUGGUGUCUGGUUUUGGGCGGAUUUCCGGAAAGGCAACGUCAGAUAAACUUCUUCUCGCAAAUUUAAAACUCAUAUCUGCAAGGAAUUGCAACUAUAUGCAUAGAAGAAAUAUGCGAUUAUUUGUUUGCACUUCUAGCGCUUUAACUGACGUUGGAAAGGGUGAUUCUGGUGGACCUCUUGUUUGCGCUAACACGGGCGAUCCCAAUGAAGUGGGAGGAAAAGGCAUACUAGUUGGCGUCGUCAGUGGACAUCGAUACCGCGUUGGCUCAUUCUUUACAAGAGUUUCAGCCUACUACUCGUACAUUGAGAGAAACCGAUGUUCUGGUCCUAAAUAG
Molecule: messenger RNA, 1383 nt
Organism: Pararge aegeria (speckled wood butterfly)
Lineage: Eukaryota; Metazoa; Arthropoda; Insecta; Lepidoptera; Nymphalidae
Product: coagulation factor IX-like
Exons: 12
Coding region: 1-1383 (460 amino acids)
Biological process (GO): proteolysis
Molecular function (GO): serine-type endopeptidase activity
Source: RefSeq, a predicted model, not a curated record